This is a messenger RNA of Gilbertella persicaria, 2960 nucleotides long. RefSeq lists its product as uncharacterized. The transcript is spliced from 14 exons. Gene Ontology annotation, biological process: proteolysis. Gene Ontology annotation, molecular function: calcium-dependent cysteine-type endopeptidase activity. NCBI's taxonomy places the organism in Eukaryota, Fungi, Mucoromycota, Mucoromycetes, Mucorales, Choanephoraceae. The record is from RefSeq and is a predicted model, not a curated record. The coding region runs from base 53 to 2824 and encodes 923 amino acids.
AAGAUGCCUCUAGAAUCUUUCUCAGUUACUUAAAGUAGAUAGCGAUAACCGUAUGGAUCGCAACGAGAUAUUGCAAAAAGUAAACAGCUACAGACACAGAAUAGAACAACUUGAACGCUAUAUGGAGACUACAAAAUCAAAUUCACCUUCUUUAUAUAUCAAUGAAAAUUCGCCUCAUAAAUACCGUCGAGACUCUAUUGACUCUGAUUUUGUAAGAACAGAAGAAGACGACUACAAUGACCGAGCCAAGUUUUCAUUUAGUCAAGGUGAAUUAAAUGAGUUAAAAGGCUAUAUAGACCAUGCAUUUGAUUAUUAUUCAAAUGCUGCCGAAUUGUUCAUGAAAGCAUUUAAGGGAUACGAUCAUGACUCACCAGAAAAACCUACAGCAAAAGACAAUUUCGCUAAAGCAUUGGAUCGAGCCGAGCAGUUGAAAAAGAACGCACAACUCUUAACGAGCCCACCUUUACGCACUCGAUCUUCUUCUUUGACUUCUUCUCUUGACCAACCCAAGACACAUUAUCGAUCUUCCUCAAUCACUUCUUCUUUUGCUAUUGUUGAUAACCCUACAGAUGACAUCUUGACACAAAAACUAUCACAUGCAGAAAUUGAAGUCUUGAGAUACACUUCUUGUGUGAAUGACAAGACAUUUUUACCUUGGAUUGAUGAAGCUGACCUGAAAGAACAAUUCUCGUAUCCUAAAAAAUACUUGGACCCUGAAGGCUCAUUACGUUUAUCCGAAAAGCAAUUGGAGAAAUUUGGUGGAUGGAAACGACCUGCUGAUAUGAUAAGACAGCCACAACUUGUUUAUCUGAUCUCAAGUACAAGUAUCAUUCAGGAUAUUGUUACAGAUUGCUCCUUUGUUGCGUCACUUUGUGUAGCUGCUGCGUAUGAACGCAAGUUCAAAAAGCAGUUGAUCACAUCUUGUAUAUACCCUCAAAAUAAACAAGGUCAGCCUUGUUAUAACCCAAAUGGAAAGUAUGUUGUCAAGCUUGUAUAUAAUGGUAUUGCUCGAAAAGUCGUGGUAGAUGAUCUUUUGCCUAUUUCACGAGAUGGUACCUUGAUGUGCACCUUUUCAACAAAUAAAGGGGAAUUAUGGCCUAGUAUCAUUGAGAAAGCGUAUAUGAAGCUAAUGGGUGGCUAUGAUUUUCCUGGAUCCAAUUCAGGCAUUGAUUUACAUUGUUUGACAGGAUGGAUUCCUGAACAUAUAUUUAUUUACGACAAACAUUUUGUAGCAGGCAAUGUAUGGGAGCGAAUCUUAGAUGGCAUUAAAUAUGGCGAUGUGCUUGUGACCAUUGCCACUGGAGAAAUGACUGAAGAAGAAGCUAAUGAGCUAGGCCUUGUUCCUACACACGCUUAUGCUGUUAUUGAUAUCAAAAUGGUCAUGGGUAAGCGUCUUCUACAAGUAAAGAAUCCUUGGAGUCAUAAACGUUGGCGAGGUCCUUAUAGUCAUCUUGACACUAAGGUCUGGACGCACGAAUUGCGCCAUUUGCUCAAUUUUGAUCCUGAUGUAGCUGAAAAGAAUGACGAUGGUAUCUUUUGGAUCGAUUUUGAGUCUGUAUGUCUUAACUUUACUUCGAUUCAUUUGAACUGGAAUCCUGAAUUAUUUACACAUCGUUGGGUGUUGCAUUCUGUAUGGUCAGAACAUGUAGGGCCUAAAAAAGAUGUUUACAGUUUAGGCUACAAUCCGCAAUUUGGAUUAAAAGUACAUGUGCCCGAUAAAAAGCCUGCUGCUGUAUGGCUCUUGCUCUCAAAGCAUAUUAUGGUGACAGAAGAAAACACAGACUAUAUUACACUGCAUGUGUAUAACAAUACUAAUGGAGAAAGGAUCUAUUACCCAGGAACACCUUUUAAAGAAGGAACCUAUGUGAAUAGUCCUCAUAUUCUUGUACGGUUUAAUGCUCCUCCUGGUAUUAGCGACUAUACCAUUGUUGUUUCACAGCAUGAAAAAGAGCGUUCCUUGUAUUUUUCUCUACGCGCUUAUUCUCUCGCUCCUUUUAAGCUACAAGAAGUACCCAUGCGCUAUUCUAUUGAACAAAAGAUCCAUAGUCAAUGGACAGAACAAACAGCAGGUGGCAAUGCCUCUAACUCUUCUUAUUUGAAUAAUCCUCAAUGGAAAAUCACGAUAUCAAACACAGGCUCACCCGUGGGUCUUUUAUUACAACUAGAAGCCCAAAAGAAUUUUGCUAUCCAUCUAUUACUGGUUGAAGGUGGUAAGCGAGUAUCAAGCGUAUCUGUCAGAGAUAUCUUGGUUGAAUCAGGCCCUUAUCGACAUGGAUUUUGCUAUUGUGAAUUGCAACACAUUAAACCUGGUGAAUAUACUGUGGUUGCAUCUACAUUCGAAGCUGAUUUAGUGGGUAAAUUUAUCAUGACAGUAACAAGUACAGUCAAAUUGCAAGUAGACCCUAUACCUGCUGAAGGAGCUGGUAUGUUUAAGAAAGUUUUUCAUGGUGAAUGGAUUGUUGGGUACAGUGCCAUGGGUUGUCCAAGUUUUGGCAAUUAUGCUAAAAAUCCUCGGUAUUUACUAGAGAUUAGAGAAUUAACAACAGUCAAGAUACGGUUACAGGCAAAGAGUAGUUCUGAUUCUGUACCUUCUAUGAAUGUCACUCUUUUUGAAAAGCACCCCACUGAAUUAUUUGGUGAAGAACUAGCUACUUCAGGCCCCUAUACCAAUGUUAUUCAAGGUGUAGCCACUGGUGAUGUUGUAUUAAGUCAAAACAAAACAGGCUACAUCAUCGUAUUGGCUACUCAUGAUAAAGAUAUAGCUGCCGAAUUCACAGCGAUUAUUUACAGUGAUCGCCCUGUCAAUGUAAAGAACGACAGAUAAAUAAAACGUUUAUUGAUGAAGUCUCUUGUUUUGAACUGAGGAUAAAGCACGCUGACCUGUAAAGAAGGCAACAAGUGCCAGGCCGCCGAAAUAAGUCAAUGUUUGAAAGAGAUCAAGCUUUGUCCAAUAAAGAUAA